AUGGUCAACUCCCGUUGUGGCUCCGUCUGCUCUGACCAGGGCUGUGGCCAAGGCUGCUGCCAGGAGACCUGCUGCCGUCCCACCUGCUGUCAGACCACCUGCUGCAGGACCACUUGCUGCCGCCCCAGCUGCUGUGUGUCCAGCUGCUGCCGCCCCAGCUGCUGUGGUUCCAGCUGCUGUGGUAGCAGCUGCUGCCGCCCCAGCUGCUGCAUCUCCAGCUGCUGCCGCCCCAGCUGCUGUGGUUCCAGCUGCUGUGGUAGCAGCUGCUGCCGCCCCAGCUGCUGCAUCUCCAGCUGCUGCCGCCCCAGCUGCUGUGGUUCCAGCUGCUGUGGUAGCAGCUGCUGCCGCCCCAGCUGCUGCAUCUCCAGCUGCUGCCGCCCCUCCUCCUGUGGUUCCAGCUGCUGUGGCUCCAACUGCUGCCGCCCCAGCUGCUGCAUCUCCAGCUGCUGCCGCCCCUCCUGCUGUGGUUCCAGCUGCUGUGGCUCCAGCUGCUGUCGCCCCAGCUGCUGCCCCUGCUGCUGCCUCCGCCCCGUCUGUGGCCAGGUCUCCUGUCACACCAACUGCUAUCGCCCCACCUGUGUCAUUGCCACCUGCCCCCGCCCCAUGUGCUGCGCCUCCUCUGGCUGCUGA
Rhinolophus ferrumequinum (greater horseshoe bat) is the source of this 630-nucleotide messenger RNA. Its product is annotated as keratin-associated protein 4-8-like. The coding region runs from base 1 to 630 and encodes 209 amino acids. NCBI's taxonomy places the organism in Eukaryota, Metazoa, Chordata, Mammalia, Chiroptera, Rhinolophidae. The record is from RefSeq and is a predicted model, not a curated record. The transcript has a single exon. Gene Ontology annotation, cellular component: keratin filament.